Molecule: messenger RNA, 669 nt
Organism: Effrenium voratum
Lineage: Eukaryota; Dinophyceae; Suessiales; Symbiodiniaceae
Source: the annotation of a GenBank genome assembly
AUGGAGCAGAUUUUCCAGGACAGGAUUCCAGGUGCGCGGAUCAAUUUCGAAGGAGUGUCAUUGCCGGGGCUCUUCGGCGGCUGUGUGCGGCCGCUAGCCAUUUGGUCCUCUGCGAAAGAGGAACUUGGAAUGAACCAGGACCCCACCCAGUCCUGUCUUCGCCAAUAUGAGAAUCUUGCAUCCAACUACUGGACGACGGCGGACCUCGUUCAGGCGGCCGUUGCGGAUGUGCCCAUCUGCUCUGAGAUGCUGAAAACUGCAUUUAUGCAGAACAGCCUGAGUCUCGGCGCCGCCUUCGUCUUACCCAAAGACCGGCAUAUCCUUGUUUCGCUGCCACCCUUGCAGAUUGCGGCAGGCCAGUUCGAACUUCCAACUGAGAUAGAUAAGGGCACUCAAAGGAAAGUUCGUGACAUACUGCACCUACGUGGACGCAGUUCGAGGAGCUCACGGGCAUCGCGCCAGCUUUGCGAGUUGCUGCAACAUGGGCCUGAUUCUUGGUGGCCAUACCGUUCUGCAGCAUGUCUUUGGAAGCGAGGCCUCCAAUACCAAGGCCCAGGAACUGCUCAGAAAAAAUGUGAGGGAAGAUCUCGCAGUGCGUUGGGUCAGAGGUGGCACAGAUGUGGCAGCAGUGAACUUUUCUCAGCGAUGCUGGCGAGAAGGAGCUGUUGA